Messenger RNA from Paraphaeosphaeria sporulosa, 642 nucleotides. RefSeq lists its product as uncharacterized. The coding region runs from base 1 to 642 and encodes 213 amino acids. NCBI's taxonomy places the organism in Eukaryota, Fungi, Ascomycota, Dothideomycetes, Pleosporales, Didymosphaeriaceae. The record is from RefSeq and is a predicted model, not a curated record. The transcript has a single exon.
AUGAGCGACGAGUUCCGUGAGGCUUUCAGAUCCGUUCAAUGGGCGACACCCUUCCUCGACGACCCGAAUUGGCACGUGUAUCCGCAUCGCCGACCUUUGCAGCCUGGCGCAACCGAUGUAGCGCACAACAACUUCGGUUCCAUGGCUUUGCGACGCGACGACUGCAUCCAGCAUUGGUUGGAGCUGUCGCAGAAGCCCGCGCCUGGCUCCCACGCGGUCACCAGAUCGAUAUCGCUAUUCAAGUACGGAAAGGGUCUCACAGGCUAUCAAACCAUCUGUCACGGAGGCGCAGUCAUGAGCAUGAUGGACGAAAGUCUCAUCAACAUCGUAUUCGCUACUCAGGCAAAGGCUGCAGGCCUAAGUCCGCACGCGUGGGUUCAGCAAGCGGAUGAGACCUGGGGCACACCGAUGAAAGAUGGGGAGACUUUACUGUCGAGGAUGAAAGGCGCAUUUGUGGUUACACGGCUGAAUUUCAAUUUUAUGAAGCCGGUGCCUAGUCCAGGUGUGGUGGGCGUGGAGUGUACGUUGGUCGAGCACACGGGAAACAAGAUGAGCAUCACUGGCGUUAUGAAGGACGAUCACGGAACCCCACUUGUGAAGGUCGACUCGCUGUGGACUCGCUUGGGCAGAGAGAAGCUAUGA